AUGACGUUAGGCAACGAACCGAGGAGAGUCCACAGAAGGUGCCGUAAUGUGUGCACAGCGACGGUUCAAGGCAAUGUUAUUUUAGGAGUCAUCGUGAUGGUAUAUCUCUGCCUCGGUGCGUUUGUUUUUUAUCAACUAGAGUUAAGUCACGAGCAGCUUUCUAAAGAAAUGAUACUACGUCGAAAUGCGGAGAUCAUAAACGGACUCGGCAGUGCGUUGAAUCUAACUGACGAUGACUUGAACUGGAAAGCGAUUGUCGAAAAAUACCUGAGGGAAUACGAAAUCAUGAUUUUGAAGGCAUCUGACGCGGGUAUAACGAGAACAGGGACAAAAUGGACCGCGGCGUCGGCUUUUGUCAUGAGUCUGACCAUCGUAAGUACUAUAGGUUAUGGGCAUAUUACUCCAGUUACAUGGGAAGGACGUCUAUUUUGUACCUUCUAUGCAAUAUUUGGGAUACCAUUAUUUUUACUUUUAUUGUCAACUUGUGGAAAUGUUCUGGCUGAACGAGUCGAGAAAGCCAGUAGAAAGAUACGCCGAACAGCGCAUCGAUUUACAUACAAACAGCGGACAAAACGACGAUCACAGUGUCAUUUCGCAGCCCAUGGUGAACAUCACAAUGGCCAAUCAUGUGAAACCACACAUCACACAAUCCAAUCGCAUGAAAACACACAAGAUGAUAUUCGCACGUGUGACGACCUUCGCAAUACUAGCCAAUCAUGUGAUGGCAUCGAUCACGCGACGAACCAAUCACUUGAACGCCUACAUCACAACAGCCAAUGUUGUGUUGACUUUGGCUGCUCACGUAGUAAUAUAGAUCUAAGCGCGAUGGGAUACGACAAUAAGGCCAUGGUUUUUAACAAACACGAAAACACCGAUAAUGACCAUUUUAGAACUUCGGGCACCAAUUAUUGUAGCAAUUAUAAUAAUGUUGGUGAACAGAACAACACAACUACCCACGAAUCGUUGGAAAACGAACCUAAUAUGCAAGAAAUGCAAACAAGUGAAACGGGAAGACACGUAUGGCUGAAAAACGACGCAAAAACGGAUACACAGCUAAAUGAAAAGGGCACUCAAACGCAACGGGAUGAAACGAUAACGCGAGAACCGAAACACAGGAAAACGAUGACGCAAGAAACGCAGCGCCAUGAAAUGAUAACGCGAGAAACGGAGCGCGAUGAAAUGACAACGCAGGAAGCGCAACAAGAUGAAACGAGUGUACAAGAAUCGCCGGGUCACGUAGGUAGCUUGGCGGAGUUUAGGAGACCGGACGAAAAUAAAAUCUCAGUGCACAAUCCUCCGACUGUGUGUAACGACGUACAUACAAAGGAGGCAAAUGGUAAUCCCACACGAUAUGCUAGGAGAAUCUCAUUCAAUCAGAAGUUUCAUGAGAUGCCUGCCCGACAAAAAGCACUAGGGUUAUUAAUUUUCAUGUUUUUAUUAUACAUGGCAAUCUGUACUGUAGUCACGUACUUCAUAGAAGACGAUUGGAACUUUGUUGACUCAUUGUAUUUUUGGGUUGUAACAUUUACAACAAUCGGGUUCGGAGACUUGACGCUUUCUAGAAAAGCCGUUGAUGGCGACAAUGCCACCAAUUAUAGUAAUCUUCGAGCAUUUUGUAUAGCCUGUGUUAUUAUAAGUGGACUUAUAUUAUUAUCUGCGUGUUUCUCAUUGGCGCAAGAAAAAAUGAAGACGUGUGCAAAAGACGCUAUUCGAAGACUCGGAAGAAGCCAUCGCAUGCAAAGACAUCAUGAAUGGAGCUAA
Messenger RNA from Saccoglossus kowalevskii, 1761 nucleotides. RefSeq lists its product as uncharacterized. NCBI's taxonomy places the organism in Eukaryota, Metazoa, Hemichordata, Enteropneusta, Harrimaniidae. The record is from RefSeq and is a predicted model, not a curated record.